GCGGCGCUCUCUCUCUAUCCCACCACUCGACUGACGUGCCCGAACUUGUACGACCGACACCUGAUCCGUUCGGUCGCUGCAUAGACUAGGCAGGGAAGUAUCAAAGUUACCCAAUAAACUUACAAAUGCGAUGCAAUUAACGAAGGACUCGGUGGAAAAGUAAGAGUUUACAAUUAUAUCACAGGGGAAUAGCGCGGAAUGCUGAGAAUGAUACGAGUUUGAUGGGACGGGAGAAUUUGGAGCUCCAUGCCCAAAUGGCCAAUUCUCUGCAGAGCUGUUCAAAUGUGGUUUUCACGUUGUGAUACGCACCGCGUUCUGGUUCAGAGGAAGGAUAGCCUACUCAUGCUUUCUGCAUGAAAACACCUGAAUAAGAUAGCCUAUCCAAGAUGAUCAAUCUCUUUUAUACCAAUCCUUGCAUUUAGCAGAACCAUGUGUUCUCAACAUUGAGUGUAGGUUACCAUUGACUGUAAAAAGACUACAGGUUCCAAUGGAGCACAGGAAGCAGAAGUUGAGUUCGCCCAAGGGAUUCGUCCCAGUGUUUGAGAUGCGCGGAUCUCGUCCGGUACUUUUUCUACUAGUGCUGGUGUUGGUAGGGUUGAAUGGGCUCGGCGGACUCCCUACGUGUAGAAGGAAAACGGAAGCUGGUGGGCGGUCUGUGGAGUCACUGAGCUCUGUGAAGCAUCAUCCUGUGACGGGAGCGGCAUUGAGCCGCUCCAAACGCUACGCCAUCAACCCACUGGGACAAAAGUGGAAGCAUUUCAACCUCACCUACAAGAUCGUGAAGUUUCCCAACACGCUGAACAAAGACGGCACCCGCAAGGCCAUCAGCAUUGCGUUCUCCAAGUGGAGCGACGUGUCCCCUCUCUACUUCGCUGAAAUCACAAACCCCAACAAGAGUGCUGACAUUAUCAUCGGCUUCUACACGUGGAACCACACAGACUGCUGGUGGUCUCCAUUGCACCCCUGUUUUGAUGGGCUAAACGGGGAGUUGGCCCAUGCCUUCCUGCCCCCGCGCGGGGAGAUCCACUUUGACAACCACGAGUUCUGGAUCCUGGGGAAGUCCCGCUUCAGCUGGAAACAAGGUGUAUGGUUGAAUGACCUGGUACAGGUGGCGGCUCAUGAGAUCGGGCACGCCCUGGGGCUGUGGCACUCCCGUGACCCCCAGGCCCUGAUGCACCCCAAUGCCACCUACACGGGCCAGAGGAACAUUGCCCAGGACGACAUCUGGGGAAUCCAGCGCCUCUAUGGAUGCACAGACAAGAAGCGUGUGUGUGAUCCAUGGGCUCGCCUUGGCUUCUGCGAAAGGAGGAAGAGUUUCAUGAAGAAACACUGUGCCCGACGAUGUGACCUCUGCUAUGAGCCUCUUGAGGCCAUUACCACGCCAACUCCACUGCCUGCCAACGUCAAGGUCAAGAUGGUUCCUCGUGGAAAGGUUGUGGGCUUCCGGUGUGGGACGAAGAAUCCUAGAUCGCCUCCCAAAGUCAGCUGGUACAAGGAUGGAGAACAGCUCCUGAUCUCUAUCCCCGGCUACAUCAUCAUGAAGGGCCGUGACCUCCGCAUCGUCGCCAACGAGUUUAACGAGGGCACUUACACCUGUCGCAUCCAUCGUAGCGGCAAUGUGGUCUCUGCAAACUCCUGGGCCAUCCGGCUGAAGCCUGAACAGCCCUCCAACAGUUGAGCUGAACGGAGUGAGUGAGGGAAGGGAAGAAUGAGAGCUUGGAAGGAAAGUAUGAGGCAUGAAGGAAAAGAGGACGAACCCACAGCUGUGCCACAUGUGCCUCUCCGCUAGCCGCAUUGGAAUACAGGUGGCAACAAUUAUAAUAUUAAAAGUGAACUCAGCAAUUUGACAUCAUCAUACACAGCAUGACGGCUUCCUGCUUACAAAUAUUAACCUGAUAAUUAAAAUCAGCCAAGACUGCCACAUAUUGGACCUUAUUCAAUCAGGGGUUGUGAGCUCUGAUUCAGAGGGGUUGGGUUAAAUGCGGAAGACACAUUUCAGUUGAAGGCAUUCAGUUGUACAACUGACUAGGUAUCCCCCUUUCCCUAAAAUAAAAAACCCCCACAGAAAACAGAAAACCUUAAGUUUAACCUUAGAAUCAACAGAUAAUUGACCAAUGGAAACAAACUAUGUUAACAAACUAUAGUUUUGGCAAGUCGGUUAGUACAUCUACUUUGUGCAUGACACAAGUAUUUUUUCCAACAAUUGUUUACAGACAGAUUAUUUCACUUAUAAUUCACUGUAUCACAAUUCCAGUGGGUCAGACGUUUAUGUACACUAAGUUGACUGUGCCUUUAAACAGCUUGGAUAAUUCCAGAAAAUCAUGUCUUUAGAAGAUUCUGAUGGGUUAAUUGACAUAAUUU
Salmo salar (Atlantic salmon) is the source of this 2361-nucleotide messenger RNA. It is a transcript of the gene mmp23bb, whose product is annotated as matrix metallopeptidase 23bb. Gene Ontology annotation, biological process: extracellular matrix organization; collagen catabolic process; proteolysis. The record is from RefSeq and is a predicted model, not a curated record. Gene Ontology annotation, cellular component: extracellular matrix. Gene Ontology annotation, molecular function: metalloendopeptidase activity; zinc ion binding. Lineage: Eukaryota; Metazoa; Chordata; Actinopteri; Salmoniformes; Salmonidae.